AUGUCAGCGGUGCGGAUCAGCUCCUCGCUACUGAGGUCCAGGGCUCCUCACCUCGGACAGCUCAGUGUGUUCUCUAGAAGGGCUUUGUUACAACCUCUACAGGUGGUCUCCUCUCUACAGAAGACAUGGACACCUGGGAACCCAACCAGGCUCUGGUGCUGUCGGUAGGUUUACUCUCUUGUCAUUGUCAUACAUAAACAGACUAGUUCGAUUAUUUCUCUGUCCUGACCUUUGCAAGUUGUUUCCUUUCUAAAGACUACCUCUGACCUUUGACAUAGAUUGUAGAUUACAUUUAGUCAUUCAGACCUAUGGAGCACACCACUAGUUGAGGUCAAUUCCAUUUCAAUUUAGUCAAUUAUAGUUGCAAUGAUCGCUAUGAUCUGUCAACUGUAGAGUAUGGUCCUGAUGGCCUGUAUGUGACUUGACUAGUAUUCAGACUGAGGGUAAUGUCUUUCAAUGCCUGCUGAGCCCUGCUCAAGUCACUGCAUACUAUAGAAACAAUGCUUGUGAGAUUUCCUUUUCAGAAACAUGUUUUUAAAAUAUGUUUUUACUUGGAUUGUCCAACUCAGUUUCUGCUUUGUCUUGGCUGUAAGGAACGGGGCUCAGCGUGGUUGUUUUUCACAUAACCAUUAUCUCUGGUUUCCCCUCUGAAAGACGUCCCGUGACCUGUGACCUGAUAGGAGAAUAGGGAGUGAGUGAGGGGAAACAUAUUUGUGCCGUUUCCCAACGGCUCCCAAGAGAACAGUGAAGAGGAGUCCACUAUGAAACCACAGUCAGAGAACACUACAAUAGGUUGGGUCUAAGAUGAAGGGGGAUUUCAAUCAGAACCUUCCUGUGUUUCAAAAGAGACCGCUGUCAUUGAUAAAGAACACCGUCACAGUCAACUCUACUGUCUGUAAACCAAACCCAUCCCUCUGUUUCUACUCCCUCUCUCUGUACCAACCCAUCCCUCUGUUUCUACUCCCUCUCUCUGUACCAACCCAUCCCUCUGUGUAUCUCUCUCUGAAAAAAGUAUUUGAUCCCUUGCUGAUUUUGUACGUUUGCCCACUGACAAAGAAAUGAUCAGUCUAUAAUUUUAAUGGAAGGUUUAUUUGAACAGUGAGAGACAGAAUAACAACAAAAAAAUCCAGAAAAAACGCAUGUCAAAAAUGUUAUAAAUUGAUUUGCAUUUUAAUGAGGGAAAUAAGUAUUUGACCCCCUCUCAAUCAGAAAGAUUUAUGGCUCCCAGGUGUCUUUUAUACAGGUAACGAGCUAAGAUUAGGAGCACACUCUUAAAGGGAGUGCUCCUAAUCUCAGCUUGUUACCUGUAUAAAAGACACCUGUCCACAGAAGCAAUCAAUCAAUCAGAUUCCAAACUCUCCACCAUGGCCAAGACCAAAGAGCUCUCCAAGGAUGUCAGGGACAAGAUUGUACAAGGCUGGAAUGGGCUACAAGACCAUCGCCAAGCAGCUUGGUGAGAAGGUGACAACAGUUGGUGCGAUUAUUCGCAAAUGGAAGAAACACAAAAGAACUGUCAAUCUCCCUCGGCCUGGGGCUCCAUGCAAGUUCUCACCUCGUGGAGUUGCAAUGAUCAUGAGAACGGUGAGGAAUCAGCCCAGAACUACAAGGGAGGAUCUUGUCAUUGAUCUCAAGGCAGCUGGGACCAUAGUCACCAAGAAAACAAUUGGUAACACACUACGCCGUGAAGGACUGAAAUCCUGCAGUGCCUGCAAGGUCCCCCUGCUCAAGAAAGCACAUAUACAGGCCCGUCUGAAGUUUGCCAAUGAACAUCUGAAUGAUUCAGAGGAGAACUGGGUGAAAGUGUUGUGGUCAGAUGAGACCAAAAUCGAGCUCUUUGGCAUCAACUCAACUCGCCGUGUUUGGAGGAGGAGGAAUGCUGCCUAUGACCCCAAGAACACCAUCCCCACCGUCAAACAUGGAGGUGGAAACAUUAUGCUUUGGGGGUGUUUUUCUGCUAAGGGGACAGGACAACUUCACCGCAUCAAAGGGAUGAUGGACGGGGCCAUGUACUGUCAAAUCUUGGGUGAGAACCUCCUUCCCUCAGCCAGGGCAUUGAAAAUGGGUCGUGGAUGGGUAUUCCAGCAUGACAAUGACCCAAAACAAACAGCCAAGGCAACAAAGGAGUGGCUCAAGAAGAAGCACAUUAAGGUCCUGGAGUGGCCUAGCCAGUCUCCAGACCUUAAUCCCAUAGAAAAUCUGAGGAGGGAGCUGAAGGUUCGAGUUGCCAAACGUCAGCCUCGAAACCUUAUUGACUUGGAGAAGAUCUGCAAAGAGGAGUGGGACAAAAUCCCUCCUGAGAUGUGUGCAAACCUGGUGGCCAACUACAAGAAAUGUCUGACCUCUGUGAUUGCCAACAAGGGUUUUGCCACCAAGUACUAAGUCAUGUUUUGCAGAGGGGUCAAAUACUUAUUUCCCUCAUUAAAAUGCAAAUCAAUUUAUAACAUUUUUGACAUGCGUUUUUCUGCAUUGUUUUGUUGUUAUUCUGUCUCUCACUGUUCAAAUAAACCUACCAUUAAAAUUAUAGACUGAUCAUUUCUUUGUCAGUGGGCAAACGUACAAAAUCAGCAGGGGAUCAAAUACUUUUUUCCCUCACUGUACAUAUGUAAAAUACUUGAGCUGAUUCUAAUUGAUUUGGUUGUCUCCCGAGUGGCGCAGUGGUCUAAGGCACUGCAUCGCAGUGCUAGCUGUGCCACUAGAGAUCCUGGUGUUGAUUGUCGUAGCCGGCCGCAACCGGGAGACCAAUGGGGCGGCACACAAUUGGCCCAGUGUCGUCUAGGGUAGGGGAGGGAAUGGCCGGCAGGGAGGUAGCUCAGUUGGUAGAGCAUGGCGUUUGCAACGCCAGGGUUGUGGGUUUGAUUCCCAUGGGGUGCCAGUAUAAAAAAAAUAAAAAUAAUAAUGUAUGCACUAACUGUAAGUCGCUCUGGAUAAGAGCGUCUGCUAAAUGACGUAAAUGUAAAUGUACUGUAGUUGCUCUGUAUAUUGUUUAUCUCUGUCCCUCAACAGAUUCCUCCAUGUGGACAGUCCCCCCCUGGUCCCGGGGCAGAGCUGCAGCUACGUCCAUGGGGCGUCCUCAGUGUCCCUGCUGGGCCAGACGGUUGGGUCAGAGUCUGCAGGCGGCAGCCGACCGCUGGCCCCACAGAGAGGCCCUGGUGUUCCUGCAGGAUGGAGUCCGUAAGACCUUCUCCCAGUUUCAGGAGGACGUAGGUCUUUCAUCCACCCUCUCUUCUAAUCUGUUGCAUCAUAUCUAGAGGCCAUUACUGUUAGGCCAUUACCUCUUGUUCCCACUCAAAGCACACACAGUAGGCCUAUCUGUCAGUGCAUUUGUUUGGUGUUUUACCAAAUAGUAAAACCUGACAUUGUGGAAUUACGUAGCAAGUAUUAUGUGUCAGUAUAUUUUUAGGAAACUAUUGAUUAUCACUGGUGAAACGUCUUAAGUCAGUAUAUUGUUGGGAAACUAUUGAUUACCACUGGUUAAACAUCUAAGCAGAUGUACAGUAACAGGGAGGAAACCGGGUGAAUCUGUCCUGAGGCCUGCCAACUAGGUCAUCCAUGCUGCUGCAACACCCUGAGGCCUGCUAACUAGGUCAUCCAUGAUGAAACAACGCAAACAUAAACAGCUUUGUAACAAUGUAUUACAUUACAUUUAUACACAUACUCAUAAACACAAACUACAGAAUGCCUUUGCAUAUAGGGAUAUCAUCCUAUAUAUUACUACCUGGGUCAUGGUCUCCCUCCUCCCCCAGGUUGACCAGGCCGCUGCAGGUCUCCUGGCCCUGGGUCUGAAGAGAGGGGACAGACUAGGAGUCUGGGGGCCCAACACAUACCACUGGAUCCUGUUUCAGUUCGCCACAGCCAAGGCUGGCAUCAUACUGGUGAAGAUGAUCUAUUAAAUUAGAUUCUAAAAUGAAUAUGUAUUAUCUGUUAGGAUCUAUUGUUCCUAAUAUUAAAGCAUUGUUAUUAUCUCUACAGGUGUCAAUAAACCCAGCCUAUCAGCUGAAGGAGCUGGAGUACACCCUGAGGAAGGUAUGUUCAAAUCAAAUUGUAUUUGUCACAUACACGUGUUUAGCAGAUGUUAUUGCGGGUGUAGCGAAAUGCUUGUGCUUCUAGCUCCGACAGUGCAGUAAUAUCUAACAAGUAAUAUCUAACAAUUUCACAACAUAUACCCAAUACACACAAAACUAGUAAGGAAUGGAAUUUUAAAAAAUAUACAUAAAUGGACAAGCAAUGACCGAGCGGCAUGGACUAAGAUACAGUAGAAUAUUAUAGAAUAGAAUGCAGUAUAUACAUAUGAGAUGAGUAGUGCAAGAUAUCUAAACAUUAUUAAAGUGACUGUAAACAUUAUUAAAGUGACUAGUGUUCCAUUUCUUAAAGUGGCCAGUGAUUUCAAUAGGCAGCAGCAGCAGCCUCUAAUGUGCUAGUGAUGGCUAUUUAACAUUCUGAUGGCCUUGAGAUAGAAGCUGUUUUUCAUUCUCUCGGUCCCAGCUUUGAUGCACCUGUACUGACCUCGCCUUCUAGAUGAUAGUGGGGUGAACAGGCAGUGGCUCAGGUGGUUGAUGUCCUUUAUGAUCUUUUUGGCCUUCCUGUGACAUCGGGUACUGUAUGUGUCUUGGAGGGCGGGUAGUUUGCCCACGAUAAUGCGUUCGGCAGACCACACCACCCUCUGGAGAACCCUGCGGUUGCGGGCGGUGCAGUUGCCAUACCAGGUGGUGAUACAGCCCGACAGGAUGCUCUCAACUGUGCAUCUGUAAAAGUUUGUGAGGGUUUUAGGUGCCAAGCCAAAUUUCUUCAGCCUCCUGAGGUUGAAGAGGCUCUGUUGUGCCUUCUUCACAACACUGUCUGCGUGGGUGGACCAUUUCAGUUUGUCGGUGAUGUGUACGCCAAGGAACUUUAAGGUUUCCACCUUCUCCACUGCGAUCCCGUCGAUGUGGAUAGGGGGGUGCACCCUCUACUGUUUCCUGAAGUCCACGAUCAUCUCCUUUGUUUUGUUGACGUUGAGUGAGAGGUUAUUUUCCUGGCACCACACUCCCAGAGCCCUCACCUCCUCCCUGUAGGCGGUCUCGUCAUUGUUUGGGAAUCAAGCCUACUACUGUUGUGUCGUCUGCAAACUUGAUGAUUGAGUUGGAGGCAUGCUUGGCCACGCAGUCAUGUGUGAACAGGGAGUACAGGAGGGGGCUGAACACGCACCCUUGUGGGGCCCCAGUGUUGAGGAUCAGCGAAGUGGAGAUGUUGUUUCCUACCUUCACCACCUGGGGGCGGCCCGUCAGGAAGUCCAGGACCCAGUUGCACAGGGCGGGGUUCAGACCCAGGGCCCCGAGCUUAAUGAUGAGCUUGGAGGGUACUAUGGUGUUGAAUGCUGAGCUAUAGUCAAUUAACAGCAUUCUUACAUAGGUAUUCCUCUUGUCCAGAUGGGAUAGGGCAGUGUGAUGGCGAUUGCAUCGUCUGUGGAUCUAUUGGGGCGGUAAGCAAAUUGAAGUGGGUCUAGGGUGACAGGUAAGGAAGAGGUGAUAUGAUCCUUGAUUAGUCUCUCAAAGCACUUCAUAAUGACAGAGAUGAGUGCUACAGGGCGAUAGUCAUUUAGUUCAGUUACCUUUGCUUUCUUGGGUACAGGAACAAUGGUGGCCAUCUUGAAGCAUGUGGGAACAGCAGACUGAGAAAGGGAGAGAGUGAAUAUGUCCAUAAACACACCAGCCAGCUGGUCUGCGCAUGCUAUGAGGACGCAGCUAUGGAUGCCGUCUGGGCCGGCAGCCUUGCGGGGGUUAACAUGCUUAAAUGUCUAAAUCACGUCGGCCACGGAGAAGGAGAGGCCACAGUCCUUGGUAGUGGGCCUCGUCAGUGGCACUGUGUUAUCCUCAAAGCGGGCGAAGAAGGUGUUUAGCUUGUCUGGAAGCGAGACGUCGGUGUCGGCGACGUGGCUGGUUUUCUUUUUGUAGUCCGUGAUUGUCUGUAGACCCUGCCACAUACGUCUCGUGUCUGAGCCGUUGAAUUGCGACUCCACUUUGUCUCUAUACUGAUGUUUUGCCAGUUUAAUUGCCUUGCGGAGUGAGUAGCUACACUGUUUGUAUUCUGCCAUAUUCCCAGUCACCUUGCCAUGGUUGAAUGCGGUGGUUCGCGCUUUCAGAUUGGCGCGAAUGCUUCAAUCUAUCCACAGUUUCUGGUUAGUGUAGGUUUUAAUAGUCACAGUGGGCACAACAUCACCUAUACACUUCCUGAUAAACUCAGUCACCGUUUCAGUGUAUUCGUCUAAAUUAUUUUCGGAAGCUACCCAGAACAUAUCCCAGUCCGCGUGAUCAGAACAAUCUUGAAGCAUGGAUUCCGAUUGGUCAGACCAGCGUUGAAUAGUCUUUAGCACGGGUAUUUCCUGUUUGAGUUCUGCCUAUAGGAAGGGAGGAGCAAAAUUGAGUUGUGGUCAGAUUUGCCUGAAAGGAGGGCGGGGGAGGGCCUUAUAACCAUCCCGGAAGUUCGAAUAGCAAUGGUCAAGGAUUUUGGCAGCACGAGUACAGCAGUCGAUAUGUUGAUAGAACUUCGGCAGCCUAGUACUCAAAUUUGCUUUGUUAAAAUCCCCGGCUACAAUAAAUGCAGCCUCAGGAUAUGUGGUUUCCAGUUUGUUCUUAUCCAGUACCGUGUUGUUUUACAUUUUCAGAUUUGAAUUUCAAUACACUUCCUGGAUUGACCGAAUGAAUAACUGAACAGAUCCCGACCCUGGUGCUGUCUGUGUCCUUCCCAGUUUAAGACCCAGAGGUUCUGUUCUGUCUGUCUCUGUAGGUGCAGUGUAAAGCCGUGGUGUGUCCCACCCAGUUUAAGACCCAGAGGUUCUGUUCUGUCUGUCUCUGUAGGUGCAGUGUAAAGCCGUGGUGUGUCCCACCCAGUUUAAGACCCAGAGGUUCUGUUCUGUCUGUCUCUGUAGGUGCAGUGUAAAGCCGUGGUGUGUCCCACCCAGUUUAAGACCCAGAGGUUCUGUGACAUGCUGAGACAGAUCUGCCCAGAGAUGGACACAGCAGAGUCAGGGGUCUUUAGGAGCUCCAGGUCUGUUAAUAUUGUACUAUUGCACCAUGAGUGAAUCAACAGACCGGUAUGUUAAUGUUGUACUACUGCACCAUGAGUGAAUCAACAGACCGGUAUGUUAAUGUUGUACUACUGCACCAUGAGUGAAUCAACAGACCGGUAUGUUAAUGUUGUACUACUGCACCAUGAGUGAAUCAACAGACAUAUUGUAUUACUGCACCAUGAAGUAAACAAGUAACUAGCAGGAUACUAAUAAUCAUAGAUACAGAACCCUGAACGUAUAUGUGGUCUGUGGCUAACAUACUUAUAGCCAUAGUAGAGAUCCUAUUAAAUUACUGGAAGGGGUAUGUCAUGAACCCUCAAAGUUCCAGAAUGGUAUGAUAAUGGCAGCCAUUUUGGUCAGGGAUAAAUCCAAGCCAGUCUAAUUGGAAUGAAUGGCAGUAGAGGCAUAGGGGAUGCACUUCCUGCUUUUACUGAUGCAGGGACAUAAAAAUAAGUCAUGUGAUACUGUAUAUCACAAAUGGUGUAAUAUAAUUAUUGGCUCAUGUAAAACACAGUAAAAGGUAUACACUGGAAUUAUACUGAAUUGACUCUGAAUAAGAAAUGUUACCACUGGUGGAUGUCUAUGUACCUGUAACUGUAAAUGGAACCAACCUCAUUGCCUGUGUAUGGUGAUGAUGACAGACAGCAGACAGACAGGGACAGUAGAGGCCCUAAUGAAGGUUGUUACUGUAAUAUUACUGUAAUGUAACUGUCAUUGUGUUCCUGUAAUGUUAGCCUACUGUGAUCCUCCUGCCAGGCUACCAGACCUGUGUAUGGUGAUAGUGUCAGACAGCAGACAGACAGGGACUGUACAUGUAGAGGACGUGAUGCAGGCUGGAAGCAGACAGCACCACCAGGAGCUGCAGGACCUGCAGACCAAACUGUCCUUCGACGAUCCCAUCAACAUACAGUUCACGUCCGUAGGUAUCCUGUUGAAAAGAAGAAGAAUAUUGUCAAUUUAUUUGCAGAGAAUGGAAAUGUGUCUUUUGUCUUUGAACCCAAAACUCAGAGAGACACACACACACACACACCAAGAGGUUGGUUGCAGUGCAACGCCCCUGGAGCAGUAAUACUGCAAACAUUGUUUCAACCAUCUACAUAGACACAGACCACAGACUGGAAUUACCCUAUAUACCUACACACAGAAACCAUCAACAGGUAUUCAUUGUUUCUUCCUGGUCUCACUGAUGUCUGUAUGUUUGUCCCUAGGGAACAACAGGAAGUCCUAAAGGUGCCACCCUUUCCCACCACAACAUCGUCAACAACGCCUAUUUUGUGGGUCUACGUCUGGGAUAUAACUGGAGGGUCAGUGGAGACAUAAUAAUAUUAUUCUCUGGCCUCUCGUCCUAUCUCUUCUCUGGCUCUCUGUCUCUAUCUCUCUCUCUCUGCUCUCGCUUGUCUUCUCUCUCUGUCUCUCUAUGUCUAUCUUCUAUCUCUCUGGCUCUCUCUGUUCUAUCUCUCCUCUCUGGCUUCUCUGUAUUCUGUCUCUUGUCUCUCUCUCUCUCUCUUCUCUCUCUCUCUCUGUCUCUCUCUCUUGGUGGUCUCUCUCUCUCUCUAUCUCUCUAUCUUCUCUGGUCUCUCUACUCUCUUCUCUCUCUCUUCUCUCUCUUCUCUCUAUCUCUCUCCUCUCUCUCUCUCUCUCUUCUUUCUCUCCUCUCUCUCUCACACUCUCACUCUUUCUCUCUGUUCCUUGUUUAACUUCUGCUCUGUCUGCUCCCCCCCCAGCCUAUAAGAGCAUGUGUUCCUGUACCUCUGUACCACUGCAUAGGCUCAGUGAUAGGAGGGAUGUGUAUGGCACUGCAUGGCAUCACCCUGAUCUUCCCCUCUGCUGGGUACGACAGCCGUGCCAACCUGGAGGCCAUUCAGAAUGAAAGGUAGGUCUUAUACCCUGAGACCAGCCUAGAGGCUAUUCAGAAUGAAAAGUAGGUCUUAUACCCUGAGACCAGCUAGAUCUAUUUAGAAUGAAAGGUAGGUCUUAUACCCUGAGACAGCUAGAGGCUAUUUAGAAUGAAAGGUAGGUCUUUAUACCCUGAGACCAGCCUAGAGGCUAUUUAGAAUGAAAGGUAGGUCUUAUACCCUGAGAUCAGCCUAGAGGCUAUUUAGAAUGAAAGGUAGGUCUUAUACCCUGAGACCAGCCUAGAGGCUAUUUAGAAUGAAAGGUAGGUCUUAUACCCUGAGACCAGCCUAGAGGCUAUUUAGAAUGAAAGGUAGGUCUUAUACCCUGAGACCAGCCUAGAGGCUAUUUAGAAUGAAAGGUAGGUCUUAUACCCUGAGACCAGCCUAGAGGCUAUUUAGAAUGAAAGGUAGGUCUUAUACCCUGAGACCAGCCUCGAGGCUAUUUAGAAUGAAAGGUAGGUCUUAUACCCUAAGGCCCGACCCUUAGGUCAGUGGUUCCCAAACUGUGGGGGGCGCUAGUGGUCAGCAGCUUUCAACUUACUCCUGAAAGUUGUAAUAAUAGAAUUCACAAGGUGACAUUUCUAAAUUGGGUAAUGCAUCAUCAGUUAUCCUCUUAUCAUGGCAGUCAUUAGUUUCCAUCCAAUUGGCCGUAGAUUUUCAUGCAAAUAUUCACAAAUCUGCAUAAAGAAAUUAUGCGUAUUUUCCCACCAGUGGUGUGCCUCCCACUAUCGGUAGAGUUGAAAAUGCGAUGGAAAGGCAUUGAACUAUAGAUUUAGAUUUGGAACAUGAAAAAGUAAAUGUUGUGUGCACUAUGUCAUCACACACUGAUGACAUAGUCAUCAAUGCUGGAAGGGGGGCAAGAGUGAAACAGUUUAUGAACCCCUUCCUUAGGUGACGUACACAUCCUGGAGACUUACAAUAGAGAUACUUCAUGUCAGUCUGUUGUAAUAAGAAGAAUUGAAAUAGCUGCCACUGAGCACAUUGAGAAUGAACCUCUAUAGUACACUAAAUACCUCAUUCUAUGUUCUCUGUUUCAGGUGCAAUUUCCUCUACGGCACUCCUACCAUGUACAUUGACAUGCUUGGACAGCCUGACCUUCACAAGUACGACCUGUCAUCAGUUGAAUCUGGUGAGAGAUUUGAAAGUUUAUGUUUGUGUAGAAUGUUGUUAGUUGGCUGGCUGGAAAUGAACUUCAUUGCUCUGGUAAAGUUAAAGCUUAAAGCAGUUGCUACAUCCAUUUUUGGACUUAUAAAUUAAUGAAAUGAAGCCAUUGAUUCUUGAAGAAUAUAACUUAUAAAUGCCUCUUGAGCUUAGUUCAACUGUUGUACCCCAUCAGAACCCAAAUACAAGCUUGUUUUACUACAAUGUUUGUAAACAAUGUACAUGUAAACACUGAAAAAGUUAGUGGCACCAGGGGAAAAUGUUAGUCAGGAGCCCUGUUUUAACCAUGUUUUGAGGCUAUAAUGUAUAGCCUUUUGAGGGGCUCCAGACUAACAUUUUCAGUUGGUGGCACCAGUCCAUGAUUUGGUUGCACCAACAUUUUGUCACGCAAUAGAACGAUUUUAUAAUCAUCUUAUGAAGUCAUUCAGUGGUCCUCUGUAGCUCAGCUGGUAGAGCACGGCGCUUGUAACGCCAAGGUAGUGGGUUCGAUAACGCCAAGGUAGUGGGAUAACAAGCCUCGUCCCCCUUGGUUACUGUUGCAACCUCGAACAACAUUUUCCAGAGAAGGCCAAUUCCCCAUUCAACCACUGGCGAAAUCCUCUCACAAUGGUUUCAAACUAAUACACAAUGAAAUUAAACACAGACUACCCCUUGCUAAUCAGGAAACUCUCUGGUAUGUUGUGAUUGACUGUCAUUACAAAUGAUUCACAGGAACCUGGUCAAAUUAUGUUUGUAGUGUGGCUAGCCACUGAAUGGCUCUGAAUUCACUGUCAGUAUGCAGUCAGCUACUAACCACUUUAGGAGCAACUAGGGUUCUCAAAUCAUAUCCUGAUGUCGACAGCAGAUAGGAGUUGUAGUCAUAACAUGGCUAACUUAGCUAGCUAACAUACAUUUAGAGAAAACAAGCUAUAUUAAGUGGCUAGCUAGCGUUAGCAACGUUUGGUGGUCAAUGAGACUGAGAGAUAGCUAACCAGCUGAGCUAGCAAACAAUGUAACAAAAGUAUAAUUUCGAAAGAUACUUCAACAGGCUCUGCAUUUCAGGAAUCACAGUAGCAAGUACUCCUGGUGCACUGUUAAAUUAUUUAACCAUUGUUUUUUUCGCACUGCCGUCACUGGCUUUCAUGUAAUUCAAACGUGAGCUUGUCAGAGGUGUCGAACUCGACGACAGUUGCUAUCCAUUGGAACGCUGCAAUUGGUUGCCCAAAAUUAUUGGGCGAGGCUUAACGAAGGGUCAAUUAGCUUAUUGUUGAUAUAUAGUUUUCUACUGUCAAAAUAGAGCUCUGGAAUGUUCCUAUUUGUUUUGCUCAAUAGAGAUCCAUUGUCCUACAUGUUUGUGUGCACUAGCCAAUAGGCUAAUUCAUUUGGGGCUAGAUCGCUAACUGUAAAUAUUGCUGAUGGUUAGCCGCGUAAUUGAUUAAUCGCAGUAAAUUGAAUGCCCUAAAACAUUCCAGUGGUAGUCUACUAGGACUCAGCGCCAACGUGCACCUCGCGCGCUCUGCAUCUCAAAGACAUAUCAGAAACGUUGUUUUUUUAAACAGUGCCUAUCGCUCAAUAUUGAGAAUUUAGAAAUAGUUUUCAUACCCCCAGAAAGCUGAGACCCUUCCCGUCUUCAACUAACAACAGCAUGUUUUAAAAACUGUGUUUUUCCCGCAAUUUUUCUCUCCCUCUAAAUAGAGCGCACAGUUGGAAGGAGAGAGAGUGGCUGGCUCAUCACAGCAGUUGUUCCUGGCAAAACAGGCACUGUCAUUGGCGGGCAUUUUCAUGGCAGGAAUCAAUGCACUUUACUUUAGGUGUACUGCUUGACCAAAUCAUGGUUUUAGCUGCCCCAAAGAAUAAGACAUUUUGAGUGAGCUGACCAGCUAGAAUUUGCAGCUGGCACUGAUGCAACCGUUUUAGUUUUUUUACUUGCACAGCCAAAUCAAAGGGUUGCAAAAGCCCUGUUAAAACAAUCAUUUUUAUAUAAUGGAUUGUCAUCCUUGCAUCCAGAGCUCUUUCUAUGAAUUUGAGAGUGGUUACAUGUCUCCGCCCCCAUCCCUCAGCUUUUUACCAAAACAGUGGCGGGGUGUCCAUUAUGUUAUUUUUCAACUGCAGAUUGCCCCUUUAAUAGUAGUAUAAAGUAUUAGUAUAGUAGUAAAGAAAUAGUAUUUGUUCCCAGGAAGGAUGAUGGUGAUUUCUGUUCCAGGGUUUACGGGUGGGUCUCUUUGUCCUCCUGAAGUCAUGAGGAAGCUAAAAACUGAUAUGAAUGUCAAGGAUAUGAUAGUAAGUUCUUCCCAUCUCUUUCUCUGUGUGUGUGUGUACAAUAUACUUUAUAAUCUGUAUGGGGUAACACUGUUCCCUUGUUAACAUCAGAUAGGCUAUGGGACCACAGAGAACAGCCCUGCGGCGUUCCUUGGUUUCCCGCGAGACAACGAGGAACUGAAGACAGAGACAGUAGGAUGUAUCCUGAACCACACUGAGGUAUCAACCCUUUAACUGACACCAGACAUGUACCUAAUGUGUGUGUGUGAGAACAAGGGAGAGAGAGAGAGACAGAGAGAGAGAGAGUAAUGUGUCUAAUGUCAGGGACCUAAUUUAUCAACAUAUGAAUAACGUUUAUAUUUAUUAUUAUUUCAAACAUAAAUGAAACCCUACCUGUGUCUUCUCCUGGCCAGGCGAAGGUGGUGGAUGUGUCCUCUGGAGAGCUGGUUCCUCUGGGGGAGACAGGAGAGCUGCUGAUCAGAGCUUACUCUGUCAUGCUGGAGUACUGGGACGACCCAGACAAGACCAGGGAGGCGAUCACCAAGGACCGCUGGUACAGGACCGGGUAAGAGAUGAGAGAUUCAGGGACCUAGAGAGAGACCCAGACAGAGACACCUGACAGGGAACCCCAGGCAGAGACCCAGACAGAGACACCUGACAGGGAACCCCAGACAGAGACCCAGACAGAGACACCUGACGGAACCCCAGACAGAGACCCAGACAGGGAACCCCAGACAGAGACCCAGACAGAGACACCUGACGGAACCCCAGACAGAGACCCAGACAGGGACCCCAUGACCGGGAACCCCACUGACAGGGAACCCAGACAGAAGACCGGACAGGAACCCCGGACCAGAGACCCAGACAGAGACACCUGACAGGGAACCCCAGAACAGAGAACCCUGACAGGGACCCAAGGACAGGGUACACCUGCACAGGGAGACCCAAGACAGAGAACCCAGACCCCUGACAGGGAACCCCAGCCAGAGACCACCUGACAGGGACACCCAAGACAGCGACCCCAGGACAGCAGACACCUGGACGGGGAACCCCAGCCAGAGGACCCAGACAGAGACACCUGACAGGGGAAACAACCAGGACCAGGACGAGACCACAUGACAGGGGACCCCGACAGACAACCUGACGGGAAACCCCAGGACAGAGACCCAGACAGAGGACACCUGACAGGGAACCCCAGACAGAGACCCAGACAGAGACACCUGACAGGGAACCCAAGACAGGAACCCAGAACAGGACACACUGACAGGGAACCCCAGACAGGACCCAGACAGAGACACCUGACAGGGAACCCCAGACAGACAGAGACCCUGACAGGGAACCCCAGACAGAGACACCUGACAGGGAACCCCAGACAGAGACCCAGACAGAGACACCUGACAGGGACCCCAGACAGAGACACCUGACAGGGAACCCCAGACAGAGACCCAGACCCCGGACAGAGACCCAGACAGAGACACCUGACAGGGAACCCCAGACAGAGACCCAGACAGAGACACCUGACAGGGAACCCCAGACAGAGACCCAGACAGAGACACCUGACAGGGAAGACAGAGACACCUGACAGGGAACCCCAGACAGAGACCCAGACCCCGGACAGAGAUGGCCACAAGAUAAAAAGUGAGACCGAACGUCAACUGUGAAUGUCUCUCCACAGUGAUAUAGCCAGUCUGGACAGGUUUGGGUACUGCCGUAUAGUGGGACGUAUAAAGGACAUGAUCAUACGUGGAGGAGAGAACAUCUACCCUGCUGAGAUAGAGCAGUUCCUUCACACCCAUCCCAAAGUACAGGAGGCCCAGGUGAGAUCCACACCCAUCUCAAAGUACAGGAGGCCCAGGACUCAGCACCACUAGAGGGCAGCAGAGAAUAGGACAACACCACAGUAACACCAUACAACCAAGUUACACAAAUCUAUCUAGGAAAUGUUAGUACCAAACCCAUAUUGCCAGAACCUUUCAUUUCAUGUCUUCAUUUCUCAAUACUCCUAUCACCAUAUGAUAGCCAACAGUAGGUAUGAUUGGAACAGUUUUCUGAUUGUAGUAUAUCCAAAUCCAUACACAAAAAAAAAAAACUGUAUGCACGCAUGACUGUAAGUCGCUUUGGAUAAAAGCAUCUGCUAAAUGGCAUAUGUGGUCCUCUGUAGCUCAGCUGGUAGAGCACGGCGCUUGUAACGCCAAGGUAGUGGGUUCGAUCCCCGGGACCACCCAUACACAAAAAAAAAAAUUUAUGCACGCAUGACUGUAUGUCGCUUUGGAUAAAAGCGUCUGCUAAAUGGCAUAUUAUUAUUAUUAUUAUUAUUAUUAUAUCCAAGUGUUUAUUUUCUCUCCCUGUCCCGUCCACCUCUCUUUCUCCCCAGGUGAUAGGUGUGAGAGAUGAGAGGAUGGGGGAACAGGUGUGUGCCUGUAUCAGACUGAAGGAGGGGCAGGACUGUAGCAGAGAGGAGAUCAGAGACUUCUGCAAGGGACAGGUGACAUAGAAAGAAACAGAUCACCUGGGGAUUGAACACGGAUCUCCUGCAAGCCAGAAGAUGGUUAUCCCACUGAGUUAAAGUUGUUUUAACUAGAUGGUUAUCCCACUGAGUUUAAGUCAUUUUAACUAGUCUUUAGGUCAGUCCAUCAUUGCCAAGCAUCGGCAAUAUGUCUUAUGUGAACGAGAAGAGUAACUUUUUAUACUUUUUCCAGAUUUCUCACUUCAAGAUCCCACACUAUGUUGUGUUUGUGGACAGCUAUCCACUGACUGCCUCUGGAAAGGUAGGAUGGCUUUAUGACAGCAUAAAAAAUCAGGUUAUCCAGGUUAUUGAUAUUAACACCAGCACAGACUACUGUGGUGAUCACCUCUGUGCUUUUCCUUUCCUAGAUCCAGAAGAUCAAACUGAGGGAGGUGAUGGAGAAGAAGCUGGGCCUGUGAUGGACAGAGGGACCU
Molecule: messenger RNA, 15279 nt
Organism: Coregonus sp. 'balchen'
Lineage: Eukaryota; Metazoa; Chordata; Actinopteri; Salmoniformes; Salmonidae
Source: the annotation of a GenBank genome assembly